Molecule: messenger RNA, 1800 nt
Organism: Ziziphus jujuba (common jujube)
Lineage: Eukaryota; Viridiplantae; Streptophyta; Magnoliopsida; Rosales; Rhamnaceae
Product: WAT1-related protein At5g07050
Exons: 6
Coding region: 257-1465 (402 amino acids)
Cellular component (GO): plasma membrane
Molecular function (GO): transmembrane transporter activity
Source: RefSeq, a predicted model, not a curated record
GCAAAAGGGCUUUGCCCCUCCUCACGUCUAUAUAUAUAUAUAUAUCAAGUUGUACCAUUUUUUCACUUAGGACACACAUAACCAGUUUUUCAGCUACUUGAAAGUGAUUCUUCCUCCCCUUUUUUUUCCUCCUCUCAUUCCCUCCUCUCUCUAAUUCCUUGUCCAUCUGUGUUAUCUCUUUUAUUCUUAUUUUUGUUUCUUUCCUACCUAAUUAAUAUCUUACAAUAAUUAAUCAGAAAAAAAAAAAAGAAAAAAAAUGGAGGGACAAUUAGGAUGUUUAGGAAAUUUUAUCCAAAGGUCGAAGCCAUAUAUAGCAAUGAUAUGUCUGCAAUUCGGGUACGCAGGCAUGAACAUAGUAACAAAGGUUUCCCUCAACAGAGGAAUGAGCCACUAUGUGCUUGUGGUCUAUAGGCAUGCCUUUGCCACAGCAGCUAUCGCUCCCUUCGCUCUUGUUCUUGAGAGGAAAGAAAGGCCAAAGAUUACAUUCCCCAUUUUCAUGCAUAUUUUUGUCCUCGGUCUUCUCGGACCGGUGAUUGAUCAAAACUUUUACUAUGCCGGGUUAAAGUUCACAUCGCCCACCUUCUCAUGUGCCAUGAGCAACAUGCUCCCUGCAAUGACAUUCGUCAUGGCGGUCCUAUGCAGGAUGGAGAAAGUGGAGAUAAAGAAAGUAAGAUGCCAAGCAAAGGUGUUGGGAACGAUUGUGACGGUUGGAGGAGCAAUGUUGAUGACACUAUACAAGGGACAUGUGAUUAAGUUUGCGUGGUCUGAGCAUCAUACGGGGAGGGUCGGCCAUUCGACUAGUACUAGUAAUGCCGCAGCAGCAGCGGAUGACAAGGACUGGGUGAAGGGGUCCAUUCUGCUAAUAAUGGCGACGCUUGCGUGGGCAUCUUUCUUUAUAUUGCAGGCAGUGGCAUUGAAAAGAUAUUCAGCUCAGCUCUCUCUCACUGCACUUGUAUGCUUCAUGGGCGCUCUCCAAUCCACUGCUGUCACCUUCGUUAUGGAGCACUCUCCCUCUGCUUGGACCAUCGGCUGGGAUAUGAAUCUCCUUGCUGCUGCCUAUGGUGGAUUAAUCUCAUCAAGCAUGGCAUAUUAUGUUCAAGGGCUUGUCAUGCAGAAAAGAGGGCCUGUUUUUGUCACUGCUUUCAGCCCCCUUAUGAUGAUCAUUGUGGCUGUCAUGGGCUCUUUCAUCCUUGCCGAAAAUAUUUAUAUGGGAGGUGUUCUUGGAGCUGCACUGAUAGUUGCGGGACUCUACUCCGUUCUUUGGGGAGAAUACAAAGAGUACAAAGAGCUGCAGGAAGCCGAUCUCUAUAUUCCCCAAGCCAUAAAGGGUACUGGAGACGCUAAUAUUACUACUAGUAAUGUCAAUGACUUCGAAGCUGCUAAAGAUACCAGUCAUAAACAAGUCCAAGACACUACUACUUGUGAACGGAACAAGCUGCCUACACUACAACUAUCAGAUGUCUAAUACUUAGAUUAUAAAACAAAUAUACAAAUUAGGAACGAAAUAAUAUUGAUUAGCUAGGAGCUAGAUUGCCAGAUUAUAUAUUAAUUGCCUCAGCAGGGGAGGGAUCAGUACAGCGCCUUUUAUAUAUUUUCCCUUUCUCUCCUUGAAAUUUGAGCAUUCACCAUUAAUCUCAACAAUUUGCGCUCAAUUAAAUUUCAUAUGCUUUUAACUAAAAUAAUUGAUUAAUGAAAUAGGUAAUUAUUAGCUUCUUUUAUUCUAGGUUUUGUCAUUUAAUCAAAAUUUUUUUUUGUCAAAACUAUUAAAUAAAAAGCAUAAUUAUAUUCAUUAUGAAUGCC